UCCAACACCACCACAGCAAAAGGAGGAGACAAUAAAACAGUGAAAAGUAGAAAAGUAGAUAAUACAACUGGGAAACCUCAUUUCAACCUGCGGUCGGUUCCACCGCCACAGUCUAACACCAUCACCGGCAGCGAUGGCAGCUUCGUCCGCCAGAGUCGGCAGAAAUCCUAUAACAACAACAUUAUUUCAAUUCUCAUCCGACACUGCUCCGCCGACACUCUCUCUUUCUCGAGAUCAACUCACUUAUUGUUCAGAAGCUCUAGAAUUCUUCAAAAACAAGCUCCGAAACUCUCCUGAUUCAAUCACUCAAGAAUUCGCUCGAUUGCAGGCUAGUAGGAUAACUCCGACUCAGAUGAGAACAAGAUGCACAGUGGCUCUUGAUAGUGUUAACAUGAGCAAAAACCGAUAUAUGGAUGUCAUACCUUUCGACGAAAACCGGGUUGUUCUGAAUCCAUGUAAAGAUUAUAGACCAUCUGCUAAGGGAUACAUCAAUGCUAGCUUCAUAUCGACUCCUUCAUCUGAAAGCGUUUCUCGGUUUAUAGCCACGCAGGGUCCACUGCCGCACACUUAUGAGGACUUCUGGGAGAUGGUAAUCCAAUGCCGUUGUCCUGUCAUUGUCAUGCUUACUCGCUUAGUUGACAAUUACAAGACAGUUAAAUGUGGAGAUUACUUUCAAGCUGAAGACGGUCCUCGAGAUUUUGGUAAUAUAUCUAUAGUUACUAAAUGGAUGACAACUACUGACACUUCGAUAAUAUUACGCAACUUGGAAGUGGGCUAUAAGGAUUCAGAGGAGCCACCCAUGUCUGUUUUGCACAUUCAGUACCCUGAAUGGCCUGAUCAUGGAGUUCCCAGGGAUACACUAGCUGUUCGUGAAAUAUUCAGAAGAGUACACCAAAUACCUCCCAAUCUCGGUCCAAUUGUGGUCCACUGCAGUGCAGGUAUUGGUAGAACUGGAACAUACUGUGCUAUUCACAGUACUAUCCAGAGAAUCCUAGUUGGAGACAUGUCAGCUUUAGAUCUUGCUAAUACCGUAGCCAUAUUUAGGUCCCAGCGUAUUGGGAUGGUUCAAACUAUGGAUCAAUAUUUAUUAUGCUAUAAAGCCAUCAUUGAUGAAUUAAAAGAGGUUUCUGAGAGAGCAGCAGUUGAAGGAGCUUAAACAUGAAAACUACAAGGGAUUUAAUGAAAGAACUGCAGCUACUUGGUAGCUUCUCAGAAAUAAAAGAAAAGCAAAUUAGACAAUGAUUAGCAGCUGAUGCAAUUUUAUCAUCCUUGUGAAACUCGGAAUGGUUACAUUUCAUUGUUCUGUAUUCUCAGGCGUCAAAUUUGUUCCUUGUAAUAGGCACUGCAAUUUAACUGGGAAUCUUGUCUUUUCCAUGUUUAAGUAGGCACUGUAAAUUUAUUUCUGAAUGAACAGAAAUGUAUUCACCACAGGGUCUCCAUUAUUUACAAGAUUGGCUACCAGGUCAAUAUUGUAUGUUGGCAUUUGUAUCA
Messenger RNA from Mercurialis annua (annual mercury), 1491 nucleotides. RefSeq names its product protein-tyrosine-phosphatase PTP1. The record is from RefSeq and is a predicted model, not a curated record. The transcript has 9 exons. Gene Ontology annotation, biological process: protein dephosphorylation. Gene Ontology annotation, molecular function: protein tyrosine phosphatase activity. The coding region runs from base 134 to 1156 and encodes 340 amino acids. NCBI's taxonomy places the organism in Eukaryota, Viridiplantae, Streptophyta, Magnoliopsida, Malpighiales, Euphorbiaceae.